AUACAAAUUGCACGUAUUUCUUUAGUCUUUAUUCUUCCUUUUAAAAAAGUAUUUAAUAUUAGUGAAAAAUGAGGAAUUCAAUGCAAUUUUAUUAUGCGACGGACACUAAUAUAGUUUAAGUUAAGCCGUAAACGUAGCAAUGUAGUUGUGAAGUGACUGUUUAAAUAAUGUAGAUUAGACUAUAUAUUUUUUGGUAAUGAUUGUUGUAUAGUAAAUAUAACAUGGUAGCAUGUGAAAUAGACGGAGAUGUGUCAGGGGAAGUGCUCGGGUGGAAAUUACCAGCAUGGCAGGCUCUCUUGUUGCAUCGAGUGGUGCCAUCAUGCGGUGGACUCAUUUUGUACCUCACUUUGAUUUGCUUCGACUUUGCUCUUGUUUAUGAACAUUUUAUGCAUGGAGAAAAGGGAAUAGGAAUAUUUUGUCUAAUAUUGAUUACGCUGCCAGCAAUAUUGUCGUUCAUAUUCACACUGGCGUCGCCACCACCGGGUUUGGAAACAGACCUCUCCGCUUACAAUGUAUCCAUGGAGAAAAAUGACAUACAAUGGGUAUUCACACAGAUUGCUAACUGUAUCUUUUUCCCUAUUGCCGCUAUUGGAAGAUAUUGUUACCAAAUAUUUUGGUGGGUGGAAGUGGUCUUCGCAUCUCGCUGUGAUGAUGAAGAACGUAUUCAAGAGGCACUGGCGUACGCCCGAACACCAUCUCCAAUGGAACUGUACUUGUUUUUGCAAUCGUUCUUACAUUCAGCGCCGCAUGCCAUAGUUAAUAUUCUGGAAAUGAUGGCACGUUAUAACGACCCUGCCUACAGCAAAAGAACAGUACAGUUCGUGAGCAUCAUUGCAUCUUCGUUGCGAAUGGCCAGUACCGCAACUGUGUACAGAAGAUUUGAAAGAGAAAAAAUUAACGGACGGAUGUAUCCAUGGAGUAAAACUAAAGAACAGAUUGAAAAUACAAAUAACGAAAACAUCGAAGCUGUUAAUACCAACGUAGAAGUGGAACAAGAGCAUGAAGAAGAAUCUAUUUAUGAGGAAAUUAAAGAGAGAAGUCAACACGAAUCGGGAAGAUCAAAGCUUAACAGUGAUUUGAUACAGUUUUCUCCAAGAUCUACAAUGUAUUAUGAUAACAUAGAAACUGAUUCGGAAACCGAUUCUGACUAUCGAGGUGGUACAAUGCGUGAUGGUUUGUCAUCCCAUGAAUUGGAGAGCGAUGACGAGUAUGUACGGCCAAUAUCGAUCGUCGAUCGAGUGGCACCUCGCAGACGUGAUACAAGUUUUACAAUACAAGAAGUGUAUGUCCCCCCACCGCCUGAAUCGCCAGCACCACGACCCAUAUCAAUAGCAGCAUGGGCAGAGAAAAUUGUAGAAAAUGCGGAGUCUAUACCAACGUGGUUAUCUGCACCUCCGAGGAGAAAAUAUUGUGAUGAAGUGGUUCGAGAUGAGCCGGAUAUACCAAUACGAGUACCUCGAUCAUAUAUUCGGGGUCUUGAACCUCAGGAUCUUACAGCGGCAUUAGUACACUGCAUGGGUUGGUAUACAUUCUUCAUUGCGCGCCUUCUGUCUAUGGCUGCUUUUAUAAACUUAACUAUUGUUGGUUCUGUUAUAGUGUUGUUCUCGCAUUAUCAAGUGAUGCUUUUGUUUUUAAUAAUACCACAAGCAAGUACUGUGAAAAGAGGCUUUUAUUUAUUUCUUGCGUUUGUGUACUUAUUCUGUAUAAUGGAAUUUAAGAUACGUUUCCGUCAUGUUCGUGUGUGGCAUAUGUUUUGGAGCAUAGUGUGUAUGGUAGAGACAAUACUUUUUACCGGAUUGUGGAUAGGCUUAGAUAAUAAUUUACAUUAUUGGUGGAAACAAUAUGUACUGUAUGUGAUUGUAGUUAGUUUAAGUUUAAGUGUUUUGUGUUUUGUAACAUAUUUCGUGAUUUUACAACCAAAAGAGACUAUUGUACAUAUCAAACACAGAAAUAGAAAUAAAAUUACAAAAUAACAACUAACUAGAUUUUAUAUAAGUACAAGUGAAUUAGAAAAUUACAGUAUAUUAUAUAUCAUUACAUACACCGCAUCUGGAGUACUACGACUUUGUAUACCGUUGACAGAUCUGGUUGGUUUAAAUAAGGUACCAAUGUAAAAAUACCAAUCCAUGCUGACCAACUAAAAAUACAGAGAUUCAAUUUUGCAUUGAAUUUAGAGUAAAAAUUUUUAAAAUUAGAAAACUUUAAAAUUCCGUAUGGUGGCAUAACACAAAUACUAAUAGCCAAAUUGCUUUGUGUUAUGUACAUCAAAGAAAACGCCACACUGGGCAGUGAUUGAAGCAUCCCUGUUGGUCGCUAGCGCAGCUGUACAAUUUUUAAACAGACUUGUUUGUAUAGAUCUUUACUUCCGUAGCAUGUCUACUUUAAGCAAUCCAAUCAUAUAUUAUGAUAAGUGAUCCAUCCUAUCACAUACAUAGAAGUAAUAUGUCGUACUAGGUAUAUUAUAUCAUAGUAGAGAUACAUAUAUUAAGUAAGUACCUUUUUAUACGUUUUAUUAUAUAAAUUUGAUAUUUAUUUAUUUGUUUUUAAAAUUAGAUGAAGGUUAUCAAUAAAUUUAAUUUUAUAUAUUUGAUA
Achroia grisella is the source of this 2592-nucleotide messenger RNA. RefSeq lists its product as uncharacterized. The coding region runs from base 222 to 1973 and encodes 583 amino acids. Gene Ontology annotation, biological process: apoptotic process involved in development; phosphatidylserine exposure on apoptotic cell surface; engulfment of apoptotic cell. NCBI's taxonomy places the organism in Eukaryota, Metazoa, Arthropoda, Insecta, Lepidoptera, Pyralidae. Gene Ontology annotation, cellular component: plasma membrane. The record is from RefSeq and is a predicted model, not a curated record. The transcript is spliced from 4 exons.